AUGGCAAAAGUGCUUCUGCUGAGUCUCAGUUUUGUCCUCUGCCUGACGUCAGGAUGGACAUUUUGUCCUUCGAAGUGCACCUGCGACGGUGACAAGAACUUGCGUGUGUCGUGCGCCGAGGCGGGCCUCGAAGUUGUGCCAAUUCAGCUGAAUCCCGACGUGAAAUUCAUCAAUCUCGCCAUGAAUCUCAUCACAAAUGUCCACUACACGCUGCCCUUCUACACACACCUGGAGACACUGGAUCUCUCCCAGAAUCGCAUUGACACGCUGGGUGCGAAGAAUUUUGAGUAUCAGAGCAAUUUGCAGCGUCUGGACUUGAGUCGGAAUCUCAUCACGACACUGGGCAAGGAUGCUUUCAGAGGACUGAAGCGCCUUCAGUCGCUCAACAUGAGCAGCAACUUCAUCGAGGGCAUCCACAGUGGUGCUCUGGUGGAUCUCAUCGCCCUGGCGGAGCUCGAUCUCACCAACAAUCGCAUCAUCAGCCUCGAGGACACGUCCUUUCGCUCCCUGGGCGCACUUCAGCUGCUCCUGCUGGAGAACAAUCAGAUCCUCGAGGUGCCGACCAGCAAUCUCGUCUAUUGUCAUCAACUGAGACGCCUCGAUCUCACCGGAAACUUCAUCGAAUCCGUCCGCAAUGAGAGCUUCCUCGGCCUCAGGCUGCUCGACGCCCUGGAGCUGGACGGGAAUGUGAUCAGGGAUGUGGAUGUGGACGCCUUCACAGGCCUGCAAGCCCUCGCGUGGCUCAACUUUGCCGACAACAACUUGACAGUAAUGCCGACCGUACAAUUGUCGAAGCUGUCGAAUCUAACGAAUUUAUCACUGAGUGGAAAUAGUUUCUCAUAUUUGCCCGCGGUGGCGCUAUUGAAUUUAUUCAACUUGCGAGAGCUGCAACUCGAUCGUCUCGAGCGCUUGACUCGAAUUGAUUCACGGGCUUUUGUGGACAAUACCCAUCUUCAGCACGUGUCACUGGAUGGGAAUCAGGCAUUCUGUGAUCUGCCGCCGCGCCUCUUCCACGGCAAUCCCAACUUGGAGGAUGUGUCGAUGCGCGGCGGCGGCCUGAGGACACUGGAUGCCGUGCAGUUUCCGCUGGAUCGACUGCGACGUCUGCAGCUGGCGGACAAUCCGCUGGAGUGCAAUUGCUCGCUGCUGUGGCUGUGGCGACUGGUGCACGAGGAGGAGCGCCUGGAUGCGGAGGGCGGCGCCCCGAGUAGCCUCAGUCUGGACAGCGAGGCCAUCGGCUGCGACGUGGUGGAGGACAACGUGCGCCUCCGCCGACGUUUGAAGGACAUGUCCGAGGGUGAGAUGGAGUGUCCGGCACGCCUGGUCACCAUCGUGUGCGCCGUGCUGUCGGUGCUGCUCGUGACGAUGGCGGGCGUGAGUGUUGUGCUGUAUCUGCAGUUCGCGCGACGCCGGAAGCGCAUCAUGGAGGAGCGCAAGAAUGUGAAUGAGCGCAUUGUGCCACAGCAGAUUGACAAGAUGGAGCUGGAGCGAUAUCUGCAGGCCCAGGCGCUGACCAGUGAGUAUCGCACGCUGCGCCCCUGGGAGAUUCCCAUCAAGGAGGCCGAGCGCGAGGAGCCGGAUCACUAUGAGAAGUUCGACUACUUCGAUCACCGUCGCAUGCCGACGCCCAAGGGCACCCCCACGCCCCACGUCGUCUACGUAUGACUCCCAGGAGUCCAGCAGCGUCACAUCAUUCACAGCUGAAGAUGAAGAAGAAGAAGAUGGCAAAAAAAAAUUGUGCAAAGACAAAGUGCAAAUGUAAGUGAAGCAAAGGUAAAAGAAAAAAAGAGAGAGCGAAAUUAGCAUGAGACAUUUGAGAAAAAGCAAUAAAAAGAAAGCACAAGAACAAGAAGGAGGGUGUGUGAACGGGGGGUUUUGAGGGUAAAUUGAGAAAAUUAUUGGAUAUAAUAUAUUGACUAUUUUCAUAUUCUAUGAAAAGGGAUAUUUGUAUAAAAAAUAUUUA
Phlebotomus argentipes is the source of this 1963-nucleotide messenger RNA. Its product is annotated as leucine-rich repeats and immunoglobulin-like domains protein sma-10. Lineage: Eukaryota; Metazoa; Arthropoda; Insecta; Diptera; Psychodidae. Gene Ontology annotation, molecular function: protein binding. Bases 1 to 1665 code for a protein of 554 amino acids. The transcript has 4 exons. The record is from RefSeq and is a predicted model, not a curated record.